Molecule: messenger RNA, 1716 nt
Organism: Ipomoea nil (Japanese morning glory)
Lineage: Eukaryota; Viridiplantae; Streptophyta; Magnoliopsida; Solanales; Convolvulaceae
Product: putative E3 ubiquitin-protein ligase XBAT34
Exons: 9
Coding region: 163-1500 (445 amino acids)
Molecular function (GO): protein binding
Source: RefSeq, a predicted model, not a curated record
UUCCGUCUACUUGGAACCUUGUUCACCUGCAAUUGUAUCGUUCUUCAAUUAUUUCCAGAGAAUAAUUCCCCAGCUUUCUCGUUCUAAAUCGCUGGGGCAAAUCCUUUCUAAAUUCUUUAAUUUUUUUUCCCAAUAAUUAAAACUAAAUGCGAUAGAUUCAAGAUGGGGCAGCAGCAAUCAAAAGACGAACUGCUAUAUCAGCAAGUCAAUUAUGGUAACACCGCAGGCAUCAAAACUCUUCGCAAUGACGGAGCUGGGCUCGAGUGGAUUGAUAGGGAAGGGAAAACGCCCCUGAUAAUGGCUUGCAUGAACCCUCAGCUUUUUGACGUUGCAAAGACUUUGAUUGAAUUAGGUGCCAAUGUCAAUGCUUACCGUCCUGGUCGCCAUGCUGGGACUCCUCUACAUCAUGCUGCAAAAAGAGGGCUUGUAAAGACUGUUUCAUUACUUCUUUCUCAUGGAGCAAAUCCUUUGGCGAUGAAUGAUGACUGUCUAACUCCCUUGGAUGUUGCUAGACUCAAAGGGUACACCAAUGUUGUUCGGACAAUUGAGAGACACAUUUGUUUAUUCGCUGGUUGGCUGCGGGAGCUUUAUGGGCCAGGAUUUCUUGAGCUGCUUGCACCACAGUUGCUUUCGAGAAAAGUUUGGGUGGUUGUUUUACCUUGUGGUUCUCGAAAUCUUACGAAGCCCUUCAAGUUGGAACUUGCUAUAUAUCCAACUCCACGGGAAGCUCAACCUCGCACUGUUUUUGCAUUAUGGAAGGCUAAUAUGGAAGAACCCAAUUUUAAUCUGCCCGAUCCAACAGUGGUCAUAUCUGAUAUUUCCAAGAAAACACGGAUUAAACUUGCAUCUGUUCAAGAAAAUGACAAACCACAGCUGCAGUCAUUUUGUGAAGCAUGCAAAGGAAAUCCUCAGGUCAUUCCCCCGCCUUUCAUUUUCAAUACCCAAGUCCCUGUCAUUCCCGCAACCUCCCUAAUAGCCUUGGAGGACGAGGAGUUAGCUAUGGCAAUUAAUGCCUCGAUUCAGUCUGCUGCGCAGGAAACACCUCCCGAAGUCGCAUCCACAAGCGGGAUCUACCCCGCGGAUGUUACCACCCAUGCUGAUACAUCAGUUCUCGGGGAAAUCCAAGAAGCUGGCCAGAGUAUCCAUCCAGUUCACCACGCCCCGCCUCAAAAACUUGUCGAGAACCCCGAGCCAUCAUUCAUCCCCUCGGCUCCUCCUCUCGAUGAUGGUCCAGUUCACUACCCAUCAAUCGACUCUACCCCUGUUGACUUUUCUUCACAAACGGUCGAGGCUGCAGCUGUUAGGACAGACGAGGACAGAGAUCGGCCCGGGGCCUCUUCUUGUGUAAUAUGCUUGGAUGCUCCAGUAGAGGGAGCAUGCAUCCCAUGUGGGCAUAUGGCCGGUUGCAUGUCGUGUCUGAACGAAAUCAAGGCCAAGAAGUGGGGUUGUCCUGUUUGUCGUGCAAAGAUUGAUCAAGUGAUAAGGCUAUACGCUGUCUGAUUCUUGAAAUAUUAUAUUGAUUGGCAAAUGGAAAAGCUGUAAAUGUUGAGGCUGAUUGGAACUCUGGGCAUUCUUUUACCUAAAAAAACAAAGUUAUAUAUAUGUAUAAUGCUGGUUGGUCUGAAGACAAGAAAGGUUGUAUAUUAAUGUAGUAUAUUAUAUAUACCAUGUUGAAUCCAAAUAAAAGGUUUAUUAUAUGAUUGUCAUUAUUCACUG